Molecule: messenger RNA, 606 nt
Organism: Rhizophagus irregularis DAOM 181602=DAOM 197198
Lineage: Eukaryota; Fungi; Glomeromycota; Glomeromycetes; Glomerales; Glomeraceae
Molecular function (GO): heme binding; transmembrane monodehydroascorbate reductase activity
Source: RefSeq, a predicted model, not a curated record
AUGAGUUUCGUAUUUUCUUUACUUGUGAGCUUCGGAGCUCUUCUCUUCGCUAGUACUGUUUGGUAUAUAGCGAGUUCUGUAGACUAUUUCUUUUUUAUUUGGCACCCAACUUUAAUGGCUAUGGUUCUUUUAAUGGCAACACAAGGCAGUGCUGUUCUUCAAAAAGCAGAGUCCAGACAAGAAAAAGAUGCUUCCUUAAAUUUUCAUAAAUUGAUGCAAUCUAUUACUUUUUUGAGCGUAAUUGGAGGCUUCUAUGUAAUUUAUACAUUUAAAGCAGAGGGAAAUAAGGAACAUUUUACGUCUCCUCAUGGAAAGUCCGGAUUGAUUACAUUUUUACUUAUUCUUAUUCAAACAAUUGCUGGAUCAACCUUGGUGAAUUUUCCUGGAGUAGUUGGGGGUGCUGCAAAAGCAAGAGGUAUGUAUAAGUAUCAUAGGACUUCUGGUUAUUUAGUUUUGUUUUUAGUUUGGCUAACAGCCCUUGGAGGAACUCAAGCCGAUUGGACUAAAAGCCAAUUUGAUCAUCUUUGGGUUUGGUUGUUGGCUGCGGGAAUGGUGUUGGUCGGAACCAUUGGUGGAAUUAAUUCAAAUAAACUAAAAGUUAGGUAG